This is a messenger RNA of Cavenderia fasciculata, 600 nucleotides long. RefSeq lists its product as uncharacterized. NCBI's taxonomy places the organism in Eukaryota, Evosea, Eumycetozoa, Acytosteliales, Cavenderiaceae. Bases 1 to 600 code for a protein of 199 amino acids. Gene Ontology annotation, molecular function: actin binding. The transcript is spliced from 3 exons. The record is from RefSeq and is a predicted model, not a curated record.
AUGUCAGAAACAACAACAACAUCUACUACUAGUACAUCAGCAUCAUCAUCAACCAAUAUAUCACCACCUAUACAAUCAUUUUCAUCUAGGAGAAGAGCAAGCACUAAUAAUAGCAACUCUACAUCACCGACACUCAAUGUAGACCUAAUCAAUAAGUUGGCAUCUCAACCAGUGCCUAUCAUCAUGCCUCCAUCAUAUAAACCAGAGGCAAAGUAUGAGAAAUAUGUAAAUCAACUAGUGGGCAAGGUAAUCAUGUCUGCUGCACUCAUCUCUAAAACACCUGGUCCUAAAUUAAAGAAUAAUCUACUAGCACAAAAAGGAAUAUUAAUAAAGUUUAAUGAAACGAUUCAAAUAGUAGAUGCAAUAGCCAAAGGUAAAUUACAUUUGGAAUUAAUAAGUAUAUCUGGUACUAAAUAUGCAAUUACAACAGUUAAAGAAAGAUCAUUUUAUGGAUUUAAUACAAAUACAAAUAUAGGAGGAGGCAUUAUUUUAAUUAUACUAGAUAAUGCAAUUUUGGUGGCAUUGUUUCCUGCCUCAGUAUUGAUUGGUGAAGCUGUACCAUUUAUAGAAAAUUAUGUAUCAAAUACAAUCAUUACUUAA